AUGGAAGAGAGUGGAGGGACACGGAGGAGAGGAAGGGCGAAAGGGGAGGGGAGGGGAGGGAAGGGUAGAGAAAGAGAGGAAGGAAAAGGGGAGGGAAGGGUAGGAGAUGAGAUGGGUGGGGAAGAAGACCACCACACCCAAAGAGGGGCGACGGCUGGAGCUAAGUUCCUAAGGCUUUUUUUAGAGAGAAUUCCUUAG
This is a messenger RNA of Prunus armeniaca (apricot), 198 nucleotides long. Lineage: Eukaryota; Viridiplantae; Streptophyta; Magnoliopsida; Rosales; Rosaceae. The record is from the annotation of a GenBank genome assembly.